Camellia sinensis is the source of this 2508-nucleotide messenger RNA. The record is from RefSeq and is a predicted model, not a curated record. NCBI's taxonomy places the organism in Eukaryota, Viridiplantae, Streptophyta, Magnoliopsida, Ericales, Theaceae.
GGAAGUGAAAAUCUUCUAUUCUAAUCAUAUUCUAGUUGUUUACAAUUCCCAGUUUUUGGAUUUUCUGAUUGUAACAUGUUAAUGGGUAUAAUUUAAAUUCCAAGAUUUGAGCUUCAAAUCAAUCAAUUAGUACAACAUAGUGGAGAACUAGAAUUGUUUCAUGAACUCUGUUUAUCAAGAACAGAGGAGGUCGAGGCAGAUUUUCUGCAAAUUCAGUAUCAAAAAGAUUAACAAGAAAGAAAGGAAAAAUGACAGUUGAGGAGGUUAAGGCUGUUAAGAGGAAAAACAUAGUUGUCGGGAUCAAAAUCGAUGGCCAUAGCAGAGAGCUUCUGAACUGGGCUCUUGUGAAAGUUGCAGAAACAGGGGAUCAUGUAGUUGCAAUUCAUGUUUGCAGUGAUUCUGAUUCUACUUCCAAAAACAAGCCCUUGCUGGAUGAGUACUUACAAGUUUAUGAAGGACUAUGCAAUGCCAAAAAGGUAGAUCUCACCGGUGAUGUCUUGACGGGUAGUUCAAUCCAAAAGGUUCUAGUGAGAGAGGCUAAAAACCUUGCUGCUGAGUCUCUGAUUGUGGGGAUAAGGAGAGAAUUUCGACUCGGGACUUGCUGGUUUUCAGUUGCUAAAUAUUGCGCGAAACGCCUGCCUCAGACCACCGACAUUCUUGCCAUCUACAAUGGCAAGGUGGUUUACAGAAGGUCUUCCAGUAACAGACUUCCAGGUCGCGAAGGAGAUCCGAAGCCAAGCUUUUACCUUGUUCGAGAUCAAUCACUGACAGAUAACCAGUCUGAAUUUGGUGAUUCUGAGACUUCGGAGACUCCAAGACACAGUCAUGAAGUGAUUUGCAAUUCGAGAAAUGACAGUUUCAAUAGUCCUGUCCAGAAACACAAGAAAUUUCACUCGAGUUCAUUUUCUUUUGUCACGGAGCGUUGUCCGGAGGAGAGGCCAGGUUGGCCUCUGCUCCGCAUAGCCACUGCUCCAGUGACUCAGCCUGCAGCAGUAGCAAAAAAACUGUCUGUAGCGCAAUGGGUAAUGAGCUUACCAAACCGACCUCCACCCAAAUCUCCUCAAUCCAAGGCCGGUUUUAGUUCAAUUGAACUAGAAAAUUCUUUGAUGGUAGAGAAUCUGGACAAGCUCAUCAAAACAAAUUCAUCUGGCCGUAAAUGGCUCAACUACAAUGUCAUUAAAACAUCUACUUCUCAAUUCUCUUCAGAUAAGUUGAUCGGUAAUGGAGGGUAUAAUCGUGUGUACAAGGGGCUUCUUCCAGGUGGGAAGCCGGUGGCGGUGAAGGUGUUGAAGUCUAGCAAAGAGGCAUGGAAGGAUUUCACACAGGAAGUAGAUAUCAUGAGCUCAUUGAAGCAUAAAAACAUCACUCCUCUGCUUGGAAUUUGUGUUGAAGACAAUGAACUAAUCUCUGUUUAUGAUUUCUUGUCUGGAGGAAAUCUAGAGGAAAACCUACAUGGUAAUAGCAAAAAAACAUCUGUAUUGUCCUGGGAAUUGAGAUUCAAACUAGCUGUUGAAAUUGCUGAAGCCCUAAAUUACUUGCACAAUGAAUGUUCUCGGCCGGUCAUUCACAGAGAUGUCAAGUCUUCAAACAUUCUUCUCUCUAAUGAGUUUGAACCGAAGCUAUCUGAUUUUGGGCUAGCAAUAUGGGGACCGUCAGAUUCAUCUUUUCUAACAGACAACGACGUUGUGGGGACUUUUGGGUACCUUGCUCCUGAGUAUUUCAUGUAUGGCAAAGUCAGCGACAAGGUCGAUGUGUACUCUUUUGGAGUGGUUCUUCUUGAAUUGUUAUCGGGAAGGAAAGCGAUCACUUUCGAUGCUGACAAGGGCCAAGAAAGCUUGGUCAUGUGGGCAAAAUUAAAACUAGAGACUGGAAAUCUAAGAAGCACACUGGAUCUGAAUCUAGAAGGAAACAUCGAUGAGACUCAAAUUCAGAGAAUGGGUCUUGCAGCCAGGCUCUGCCUCACAAGAUCAGCUCGGCUUCGUCCUAAAAUGAGCCAGGUACUGGAAAUCUUGAAUGGGAAGACAGACGUUGACGAAUGGUUGAACACGCGGUUUGGAGAUCAAAAUGAAGCAGAAAACCAGGAUAAUACCGAUGAUGAAGUUUAUCCCCAUUUGAAGGCAGAGUCGCAUUUGGGCCUUGCGUUGCUCGAUGUGGAAGAGACAACCCCAUCAUUCAACAGUAUGGAGCGAAGCAGCAAAAUGUCCUUGGAAGAAUACUUGAAGGAAAGAUUGAGCAGCUCAUCGAGCUUAGAUUAGCUUUUUUUCUCUUCACUUUUCUUGAAUAUCUUUGGCUAGUUUACAGGACAGUUUUGCUCCCGGAGAUGAGUUUGUAGAAUGUGUAGUUUUUGACCCUGUACAGUCUAAGCAAAACUCUGCACCCAAUUAUAUGAGGUGGUUUGUAGAUGUUUUGGUUUUUUAUUUUUUGAAAAUUGUUUUUAACAUAAGGUUCCAAACUGAAAACAUAAAAAAAAUAGAAAUCCAAAUCCAUCCUUUUCGGGUGUUAUCAGAA